Messenger RNA from Cuscuta campestris, 1708 nucleotides. The record is from the annotation of a GenBank genome assembly. NCBI's taxonomy places the organism in Eukaryota, Viridiplantae, Streptophyta, Magnoliopsida, Solanales, Convolvulaceae.
CAGAAGUAGAAUUCCCAGGGCAGCCAUGGAAAAGAGGUCGCCGGAGAAGGCGAGGCUCUAAAAGAUGCGUAUUUAUUACCCCAUAUGCGCUUUAGUUUUAUACAUAGCAGCAAUUGAUCUGUAUACGAAUUGAAGAAUAGUUGUCUUCAACGAUCAUCUCUUUUAUUGGAAUUCCACAGUUCGAUUCCGCUAUCAUUCUUGCUGCAACGAUCUUAGCGAAAUCGUAUAGUUCUUCGUUCGAAUCAUCGAGGGAUAUCAUAUACUCGGACAUAUCAUAUGGCUCCUCCAUGUUCGACGGUUUCUGGGCAGCAAUCGCGACCUCGAACCCUAACCCUAACUUUUAUUCCGGGUCUACCGAACGAUUUGGCGGCUUUGAUUUUGUUGUUCGUCCCUUACUCCCAUCAUUCGCGCUUGAAAUCUGUAUCCAAGUCCUGGAGAAUGCUGUUCUCAUCCAGAACCAUCAUCUCUCUGCGCCGGAAGCUUCUUUCCCCUCCCAGACUCUCCCAUUUUCUGUGUAUAUUCCCAGAAGAUCCUUCCAUUACAUCUCCAUGUCUGUUCGAUCCCCAGAAUCUCUCCUGGUGCUUGCUACCCCCCAUGCCAUGUAACCCUCAUGUCUAUGGUCUCUGCAAUUUCACAUCAAUAGCCGUUGGGCCCCACCUGUACAUCCUCGGCGGGUCUCUUUUCGAUACGCGGACAUUCCCACUCGACGUCCCGUCCCCGUCAUCCUCUGCAUUUCGGUUCAACUUUUCUGCUUCCUCUUGGGAGUCUCUGUCCCCCAUGAUCACACCCAGGGGCAGCUUCGCAUGUGCUGCAAUCCCUAAUUCUGACAAGAUUCUGGUUGCUGGGGGCGGUUCAAGGCACAAAGUGUUUGGGGCUGCUGGAAGUAGCUUGAGCUCUGUGGAGAUGUAUGAUAUCGGAAAGGAUGUGUGGGUCCCUUUGGAUGGGUUGCCAGGGUUCCGUGCAGGAUGCGUGGGAUUCUUUGUGGGCCACGGGGAGGAAGAUCAAGAGUUCUGGGUGAUGGGUGGGUAUGGGAAUUCAAGAACGAUAUCGAAUGUCCUCCCAGUGGAUCAGUACUACAAGGACGCUGUGGCGAUGGAAUUGAAGAAUGGUGGGAAGUGGAAGGAGAUUGGGGAUAUGUGGGAAGAAGGAGAGAGGGGCAGGCUUGGGAAGAUUGUUGUUGUUGAGGGUGACGACUUCGAUGCUCCUGCUGUUUUUAUGCUGGAAGAAAGUAACAUUUUCAGGUACCAGAGGAGCCCGAACCGGUGGUGGAAAGAAACCAGUUUACCCAAGAAAACCGCCGAUGACAAAUCAGUUGGGUUUGUUGGUUUGGACGGCGAGCUAUAUGUGAUGACCGUUCUGAGUGGGACCAGUGCAGCUCAGUCCCAUACUUCAAGGCAGCAUAAGAGCCCAUCAACCAUAUUGACACAAAUUUAUCAUCCAAAGAAGAAGUCUUGGAGAUUAUUCACUUCGAAACCGCCCUUUAACCAUUCGCUGGAUUUCAGCACUGCCAUUCUGUGUUCAAUUCGUCUCUAGACGCUCAAAUCUGGAUUCCGUUACAAUGCUCUGGUACGACUAUGGUGUGUAUAUUUCUUGGACCAUUUUGUUCUCAUUUUCCGCUAUGCAGCGCCUUAUACGGGCUUGUGUAUAUACAAUUAUACAUACUCAAGUGCAUUUAUCUUGGUGACAAUAAUGAAAUUGAAAGAGUUUU